This is a messenger RNA of Rhinocladiella mackenziei CBS 650.93, 1155 nucleotides long. RefSeq lists its product as uncharacterized. The coding region runs from base 1 to 1155 and encodes 384 amino acids. The transcript has 3 exons. NCBI's taxonomy places the organism in Eukaryota, Fungi, Ascomycota, Eurotiomycetes, Chaetothyriales, Herpotrichiellaceae. The record is from RefSeq and is a predicted model, not a curated record.
AUGGCCCCCAUAUCAAAGAAGAAGUCCAGAAAAGGAUCCCCCAAACACCUUCAACGCCACAAGAAAACACGAAAGAGAAUGGCUACGGCACCAGCGCCUAGAACUGACUCGGUUGACUUCAGCAAUGAGGAUUACAACAUACGCUCACCGGAGCGCACCCAACUCCUGACCAAAAUCAAGGAGGCGAUCUCCGGCGCCAACGUCUCCCCUGCUUUCUGGGCUUGCUGUCAGCUUGCCGAUAUGAACUGCUUACAAAAAGUCUCCAAAGUGUGUGAAGAUUUUCCACGUGUUAUUCUCGGCUAUGAUGAGUCGGUAGCACUCCUGCCGUUGCAAUGGAGUCAGCGAUUCCAGGAUUCGAGAUCACAAGCCGUCUCGCAAGGUCCAGGAAAUGGAAAGAAGCGCAAACUGAAUUCUGACAGACAAUCAUGGGUGCAGCGGUCGGAUCAACAGGCGCAUAAGAUAAGCUGCAAAGAGCGCGAUGAUCACAAAUGUGUUCUCACGAAACAGUGGUUUCCUGAGGCGGCCCAUAUAUUCCCCUACUGCAUGCUCAAUUCGCUUCCCAAAGAGGACCAACCCCAAGCCAUGAGAGUGGCCCCCAGCUUUUGGAAUUUGUUAGGUAUCUUCUGGGACGAGGAUCGGGUCAACAGAUGGAAAAAGACAAUCUUUCCGGAUUCUCAAAAUCCUAAUAGGGGCGUGGACCGGUGCUUCAAUCUCAUCUGCCUCAAUGGCGACGUUCGUAUGAAGUGGACCAAGGGAAUGUUCGCACUGAAGCCGCUGGGACUUUCAAGCGAUCAGAAACAGCUUACAGUUCAAUUCUUCUGGCAAGUUCUCGGCAACUACAACAUCAAAAGCCGGGUUGAUUUGCUUACGGAACCCACAUCAUCAAAAGGCCUGGAUGGAUUUGCCGGCCAAUUUUUGUGUCGCAGCGAGGAUGAUGGCUCAACUCCGCGCCUUUGUUUUGGAGACAUUCUCACUCUCCACACCAAGGACCCCGAGGAACUACCGUUACCGAGCGUGGAGCUCUUGGACAUGCAAUGGCUUCUCCAACGUCUCGUGGGAAUGUUAGGUGUUGCGGGAUGGCCAAUCUUGGACUGGGAUGACGAUGAUGGUUGGCUUAUUCCUGAUCAUACCUUGAAUGUCGAAAAGAGUCAGUGA